CUAUAUAAUAUACUGUUUUCGUCGAUCAUUCAUUUAUCCGGUCCCGCACACUAUAUAGCAGAAACCGCAUUGCAGUCGCAGCAGUCAUCGCGCCAACAUCACCAAUACUCCCAGCACCGCAAACGCAGAUGUCCAGCACGAAAUUCUCGAUAUCCGCUGCAUCUCGUCGUAACAGUAUUAGCACGCACAUAUCCGGCUUUUGUACCAAUAGAUGCACUCCGACCUAUCGUAAUAAUAUUACUACGCCGGCUGCAAAGAAUGAUCAAUAGCGCUGCGCACGACUAGUUUGAGCGUAACGGAAGGCGACGACGGCGGUGCGUCUACGCGUGCGGAAGCAGCAGCAGCAGCCGCUGUACAAGUAUACCAUACGAGCGGUACACGGUGUGCUCGUAGCGAAAGCAUCAAACGCCCGAGACAAGAACACCGACUGCACAGUGACGAUUGCGGCGAGUGAUCGCGGAACCCGGCGCAAAUUCGCCUGCACCAUCUGCUCAAGUUAUUGUUUUAGCGUACCAAGAGAACUGCACCAAACAAUAAGGCGACAAAAAUCACAAACUAAUUAGUUGUUGUUCAUCGUCGUCACAUCCACUAGCACGGUAUCGCCGAAUUCACCUCAUAAUUUAUCAUCGACCAUAAACAGUACCAACACCAAACAUACAGCUGGUCUAAUUUUGCUCACCACAAGAAGAUAUUACCUCAAUAUUAGGAAUGGAUAACCCAGCAGCAGUGCUGACAGAUGACGUGGAGGAUUGGAGUUCACGGGCGCCAUCGACACAUACUCGGUUAAGCGGUGGUUCCGAUGGUAGUUUACCUAAUUCAUCACAGACACAAUCAACAAUGUCUCAACAUCAACGAUCAACACCACAACAACACUACAAGCGCAAUGCGUCUACUUAUUCAAUAGAUAUUCCAGCAACCCUAGGGCUGAUGGUGACGAACGGCAAUCCUGCUGCCAACGGAGGAUCAACUACAUCGUCUACCAUGAAGCUGACCGAGUACUCGAGCAGCGGCAGCAACAGCAGCAACAGCGGAAGUGUGGGCGAUGGGACCGCGACGGCUACGUCGUACAUCAUUUCGGGCGGCAACGGCGUAAAGACCGAUGCCAACGGAAAGGUUGGCGGACGCCGUCGCAAAGGCGGCAAGAGGCAGCCGCGUUACGAUCCGUUCGAGAUGCGGGACAAGUCCGAGUCAACCACUGACAGUGGUGCCUUAUUACAUCUAAUCAAGAGCAGUCUCGGCAGUGGUAUCCUCGCCAUGCCAAACGCGUUCAAAAACGGUGGACUUAUUUUUGGACUUGUCGGCACGGCAGCCAUCGGAGCGCUUUGCACGCAUUGCAUUUAUCUUUUGGUUUUAUGUUCGCAAGCUCUAGCUCGCCGCACUCGCCGCCCAUACCUUGGGUUUGCCGAAACUGCCGCAGCCGCGUUUAGUACUGGCCCUCGCCGAUUCCGUGCCUGGGCCCCGUUCGCCAAAGAAUUUGUCAACGCUGCCUUGUUCUGCACGUAUUAUUUUGGAAACACUGUAUACGUUGUGCUCGUCGCCGCAUCGUUCAAGCAGGUGGCUGACACGCACACUUCGCCAGAAUGGCACAUGCCCAUCCGCACCUGGAUCCUCAGCCUUGCCAUUCCGCUGGUGCCAUUGGGUAUCAUCCGUACGCUCAAGGUACUGGUUCCGUUUUCGGCCAUAGCCACCGCGUUCAUACUGGUGGGUUUAGGGUGCACCAUGUCGUGGGUGGUGACCGGCGUCAGCCUGUUCGCCGACGAGAGUGCUCUAACGGCUGCAGUACCACUACCCGACAUCGGAUCCCGCCCGUGGAUCGCCCCCGUGGGCCACAUGCCCUUGUUCUUCGCCACCGUCUUGUUCGCCAUGGAGGGCAUCGGCACUGUACUCCCGAUAGAGAAUUCAAUGCGCCAUCCAAAGCGGUUCCUUACAGCUCGUCCUUGUGGAGUUCUAAACGCCGCCAUGUUGCUGGUCGUGUGUUUGUAUUCGGUCGCCGGAUUUCUUGGAUAUUUGCGUUUUGGUGACGCCACUGACGGAUCAAUCACGCUCAACCUGCCCAACGAUCUGUUCGCUGAGUCGGUGAAAAUCAUGGUGGCACUGUCCAUAUUGUUCUCGUACGGUCUGCAGUUCUGCGUGCCCAGCGAAAUAGUGUGGGCUCGACUGGAGCCGUGGUUGCUCAAGCGUCAGCAAAACAACAAAUAUUCUGCGAACAACAAAUUGACAACUCCUUCCACGCCAGCCGUUAACACCAUCGCAGGCAGCACCGUAUCUACAACCACCGCAGUCACUUCGACCAAUACCUCAUCUGUGAACGAGAAAAAGCAGCUCGAGAUCGAAUCUAAGAAAACGGAAAAACCCGUGGGAAAAGCGUAUUAUGUGAUGAGGGGCAGCAUGAUCCUGGGAACCGUGUUCAUCGCCGCUCUGGUACCCGACCUGGCGCCGUUCAUCUCGCUCAUCGGCGCGGUGUUCUUCUCCAUACUGGGACUGAUGUGCCCGGCCGUCAUCCACCUGGUCACGUUCUGGAACCACGGCAACGAGGACGGCGAGGACACGGACGACGAGACCGACUCGGAGGGCGACUUGGACUUUGACGGCGACUACUACGCGGUGGACGACGACACGGACCUGGAGGCGGUGCAGCGGCAGCCGCAGCGGAGGAGGAGCAGCGGCCGGUCGACGCGCCGCCGUCGCAAGGGCAUGAGCCGGUGGACCGUGGCCAAGGACGUGGCCAUCGUUAUGAUCGCGCUCAUCGCCCUGGUGUCCGGCACGUACGCGUCGCUGGUGGACAUCGUGGCGUUCUACGGGUCCGGCGGCGAGGGCGGCGGCCAUCACGCGGCCAACGGCACCGCCGUCACCACCGUCACCACCACCACCAUUGGCCCGGGCCCGGAAUCGGCGUUCUUGGUGGCGGCGAACGGCACGCGUUGAGACCGGACCGGACACGGACCGGAAGCGAAGCCGAAACAACGAUGAUAUAUACAGUAAAACAUAAUAUUAUUUCGAGCAAUGCGCAAUGGUUUUAUUUUUUUCUCGAUCGCGCCUGCCUGCCACGCAUUUCUGUCUCCGAAUCGUACGACGAACUUAUUUUCGAAAACACAACCCCUCCCCCCCCUCAACUCCAAAUACCUAUACCUAUUUUUUUAUACACUUGUUAUUUUAGUCGUCCAGCCACGUUUUUCGAUAUACGUAUUUAUACAAUUGUCGUAUUCCCACGUGUAUUAGUUGAUUAUUACUGUAUUGCAUUUGUUUUUUCAGUAUUUUUUUUUUUUUUUUAUUUAUUGACUAUAUCCAUUUGUAUAUUGUAUGAUAUUAUAUAUAUAUACAUGUAUACAUAUUAUAAUAUAAUAUAAUUCCAGUACAUUAUUAUUAUUAGUUAAUAAGGUAGUGUGUAGUUUUACGGUGGAAAACAUGUUGUUUUCCACCUUUGCGUUUCUCGCAUUUAAAUUAUAAUACUAUAUAAUAUAUUAAUUACGACAUUCGUAACAAUUCUGUUACGAUUUAUUUUUAGUUUUAAUUUUUUCUUAACAUUAUCGGGCUUAAUGUAACAAACGCGUGCGAGUUCACGACAAAAUAUUUUAUAAUUAUAUACAUUAGUAUACAUUAUUA
This is a messenger RNA of Melanaphis sacchari, 3603 nucleotides long. RefSeq names its product proton-coupled amino acid transporter-like protein pathetic. Gene Ontology annotation, biological process: amino acid transmembrane transport. The transcript has 10 exons. The coding region runs from base 709 to 2925 and encodes 738 amino acids. Gene Ontology annotation, cellular component: vacuolar membrane. The record is from RefSeq and is a predicted model, not a curated record. NCBI's taxonomy places the organism in Eukaryota, Metazoa, Arthropoda, Insecta, Hemiptera, Aphididae. Gene Ontology annotation, molecular function: amino acid transmembrane transporter activity.